AUGGCGGGCCUCCUGCGAGCUCUGCGGGGCCUUCCCCUCCGCGAGGCACCUGGGUGGGCUGCGCGGGGCCGAGCGGGCUGCGGCGGCCUCCGCGCAGGUGCUGGAUCCCCGCAAGCAGGGUCUCUUACAAAACGUCAGCCGGCUCUCUCCAAGAGUGAGUGGCAAAAGAAGCUGACACCAGAGCAGUUCCAUGUCACGAGAGAAAAAGGGACGGAGCCGCCUUUCAGUGGGAUCUACCUGAAUAACAAGGAACCAGGGAUGUAUCACUGUGUCUGUUGUGACAGCCCACUCUUCAGCUCUGAGAAGAAGUUCUGCUCCGGCACGGGAUGGCCUUCGUUCUCUGAGGCUCACGGGACGUCUGGCUCUGAUGAGAGUAACACGGGGAUCCUGAGACGUGCGGACACCUCACUGGGACUGGCUCGCACAGAGGUGGUCUGUAAGCAGUGUGAAGCUCACCUCGGCCAUGUGUUCCCCGAUGGACCUGGGCCUGCUGGGCAGAGGUUCUGCAUCAACAGCGUGGCGCUCAGGUUCAAGCCAAGGAAACACUGA
This is a messenger RNA of Rangifer tarandus platyrhynchus (Svalbard reindeer), 549 nucleotides long. The record is from the annotation of a GenBank genome assembly. NCBI's taxonomy places the organism in Eukaryota, Metazoa, Chordata, Mammalia, Artiodactyla, Cervidae.